AUGGGCAUUUUCGACCUCAACACCCAUAUCUCAAACCGCCUGCGACGCCCGCUGGAUGACCGUAAGCUCGCAGAAUCGCUGAAGCGGGCCGUAGCCAAGCUCGAAAGUACUCCUGGUGCGGAUUCUUUGGCAUUAGCCCGGGCAUCUGCCAGUUUACGCGCGCUUCGCCGGCGAAGAAGACGCGUUUUGUCUGCGUCUUCAUCAGGGACUCUUAAAUCUUCAUACGCAGAACCGCCGGUCCCAUCACCGGAACACCGUAAGAUUACGUGUCUGGCUGACCUAGACCCUCGAGACACCAAAAUUCUGCGCCAAUUCUCUGAAGCUCACGCAGGACACCGGGUGGUGUUGCGGCGACCAAACCUGCCAACAACAAAGAUCCGCAAAAGACGGUUGUCGUCAUCAACACAGUCACAGAACCAAUCGGUUACAGGUAUUGUUCCAAGACUUGAAUGCAUGCCUGCAGAAAUCCUCGAACUCGUGUUUGUAUACUCGCGGAACUUGGAACUGCCGCUGGUGUGUCGUGCCAUCCAUAACAAAUUGGCUUCAGGACAUCAUCACCAUCAUCAUCAUCAUCAUAGACAACCUACUCCGUUUUCGGGUAAAGGCCUGCAGUUGCGCAUGCUACGCUAUGUGUCUGUGCCAGUGCACGAGUACGUUUUGGAUGAUACCGAUAAAACGGUGUUUGAACAUUUCCUGACACCCCAUCAUCAUCAUCAUAAGAAAAGACCGUCGCCUAGAGCUCUUCGUGCGAUAGAUGAACAAGUUCUUUCACUAAGAUUUGUCACGGCACAACUACUGGCUCGGGCUGGCAUCCGGUUUGUUUUGCCGAGCUUGGACAGUGAUAAAAGCAUACGCGCAAUCAGCAUACCGCCGGAUCUGGAAAAUCUGGGCACGCGCGCAGUGGACUUGCCGCACCAAGUGCUCACACCAACACCAGGAGCAAAGCCUGCAGGCCUAUUGAGUGACCGGCGGCUGCGGCUGGCUUUGUAUCUUCUGCAAUUUGCCAACUAUACCAUGUCACUACGUGACACGGAGCCCGGGAGUGGCAGCAAGCGAGAGGCAGUGUCUGGUCCCCUGUUGGUGUCGUGUAUUCAUACACGGGACGUUGGGGCUUUACACAGACUGCAAAACUUGACGUACACGCAAACAACCACAAUAACAACGGGGGAAGAAGAGCAGGCCAUAACAACAACUACAACCACUACCCAACAACUGCUCAACGUCAAGCCGGAUGUGUUGCUGAUGGCACUGCAGACUCACGACACGGGAAUCAUAAGGACAGUAUUGGCCAUGGCGCCGAGUGACACGAAAAAUAGCGACCGAAUAUGGGCAUAUAUUCUGCAGACCAAAAGCACGGCCAUCAAGCAGCUGGUUUUUGAAGCUGGCGGACGGCCUUCUCUGCAGGCGCUUUCAAGAAUGUAG
Messenger RNA from Magnusiomyces paraingens, 1422 nucleotides. RefSeq lists its product as uncharacterized. The coding region runs from base 1 to 1422 and encodes 473 amino acids. The record is from RefSeq and is a predicted model, not a curated record. The transcript has a single exon. Lineage: Eukaryota; Fungi; Ascomycota; Dipodascomycetes; Dipodascales; Dipodascaceae.